AUGGUGAGGUUGUACUCUAGGGAGACCAUAUGUGCCUUCUACUAUGUGGAACCUUUGAAGGAUUUGAGUAGUACGCUGUAUGAAUUAACGGAAAAUGCUCAUAUGAAGGAAUUUUUGAAGGUUUUGGGAGGUCAAAGGAUGAUAGAUGUGUAUGUUUGCCACAUGACAGAAGCUGAUGCAAAAGAGAAGUUGAUCCGGGACGAAGAGAAAAUGUUUGAUGAAUUUAUGAAAGAAGAAUAUGGUUUUGUGAAAGCAGAUAAGGUGUAUAUCAAGAAACAAUCAUCAGUUGUGAUUGAAGAGAUUGGUGAGGAGAGACAUUUUACCGCAAAACAUGUUACCCCAAAAUCUCGGAGACAAAACACGCAAUCGGCUCUACAGUUGAUAUGUUGGAAAGACAGUGAUGACAGUAUUGAAGAUAAGGAGUUCCUAGAUUUCCUUGAGUUGCCUUUUAAGAAAGACAGAGAUACUGUUGUUGCUGCAAAUGGUGAUGAUGAGUCGGUAGUUGGUGGAGGUGCAGUGGAGGAGAAUGUAAGCGAGGGUGAUGAUUGUACUGUUGAGGAGAAUGUUAACGACUCUCUUGUAGAGGCUGCGGUUCUUCAAACUUUUGUUGAGCCUCCAGAGGCUGAAAAGGUCAGGGAGACUUCAGUUGAGCAUGCUGAAACUUCUGUUACUGCUCCAGUGACUGAAGAGAAUGAUUCUGCAGGGAUUAAAGAUAUUAUUGCUGUUCAGAAUGAUUCUGCAGGGAUUGAAGAUAUUAUUGCUGUUCAAAAUGAUUCUGCAGGGAUUGAAGAUGUUGCUGUUGUUUAUAAUGAUGUUGCAGGGUUGGAAGAUGAUGAUGCUAUUAAUAUUGAUACUGCAAGGUUGAAAGAUGAUGAUGAUGUUAAUACUGAUACUACAAGGUUGAAAGAUGAUGAUGCUAUUAAUACUGAUACUGCAGGAUUGGACAGUGAUGAUGUUGUUGACACUGAUGCUGUAGGGUCUGAAGAUGUUGCUGCUGUUAACCCAUCAGAUGCUGUAGGGUCUGAAGAUGUUGCUGUUUUUCCAAGUAACGGUGGAGAAUCUGAGAACGAACCUCCACUUGAUGGAUAUGUACCUGCUGCAUAUGUGGAGCCUUCACUUGAUGAAUACAUCUUACCAGACAAUGUCCUAUUGGAUGACUUUGAUGAAACAGAAGUUGAUCCUAUGAAAUUGAUGAGACAUUUGUGUAGAGCUGAUAUAUUAUUCUCUGAAUACCUGCAGACACUUAUGCAACCAAGUGACGUUGACAUGGAUAGACAUGUUGGAGAUGAUCAUCAGUGUGCUACAAGUGGAGUAGACCUUGAUUCAGAAGAAGUUUAUGCAGAUAAUGGAGAUCGUGUGAUAGGCAAUACAGUUGGUGGAACUUCCUCUAAUCCACCAACUGAAGAGUUUGUUAACCAUGAUGAAGCUGCUAGUAAUGAUGAUGAAGCUGGUGGGAGCCAUAGUCAACCCAUCAAAUCUGACAGUGCAAAUGGUGAGAUGUCGGGAAAAACUGCAGGCACCAAAAACAUCAGAGCAAAUUAUGUACGCCAAUGUCCUAAACAUCCAAAACCAAAUGACAUGAGAGAAGAUAAUGUAAAUGUGGGGCUACAUGACAACCCAGCUUCUAAUGAUGAAUGCAAUGGAAAACAGGUUAAGUACCCUACAUCUAAGAAAAUGACAUCACUGCCGAAUUGGAAACCUGGUGAAAAUCUUGGAGACCAAAAAAAGGAUGUUCACAUCACUGAGUGUGAACUGGAUUGGGAGAAUCGGAAGAUUAGAGCAAAAUGGUUUGCAAAUAGGUAUACGGAGAAGAUCAAAGCUGAUCCCAAAAUCCCAGUGAAAGAUAUAAGGUAUUGUGUGCAACACAUACGCAACAACUAUAAGAGAAUGCACCCAGGGGAAACACUAAAAGAGUUUUUGUGGGGUAUAGCUUCAAGUACAACAGAGGAGAUGUAUGACCAGAAAAUGCAGGCGCUCAAAGCAUACGACUUUCAGGCUUACAAGCACUUAGAACAGGUUGCCCCUAAAAGGAGUUGGGUAAAAGCAUUCUGGUCUACCCACACAAGAUGUGACACUCUAGUUAUUAAUAUGUGUGAAACUUUGAAUGCUAAGCUGGUAGAAGCUAGAGAACUGGCCAUCUUAUGCAUGUUGGAAGAGGUGAAACUGCUACAGUACACAAGGAUACAAAAAAGGGGUGAAUGGAUUGAGUCCUAUCCAUUUGCUGUACCCCCUCUGAUCAAGGAAAUCAUAGAUGAAACGGUUAAACUGUCAAAAAGGAAACAACAUGCUCAGACUAGCAAUUCUACACAAGCUCCCACUACUGAAGAAUUUCCCCACCAGGGUGCUUCAAGUGGUUCUCAAAAUCCUAACAGUGACAUUGCCCCAAAUGAUAAUCCUCAACCUCAGGUGAGAAGAAGUACAAGGGUUAGAGAACGACUUUCCACUGAACCACCAAUUCCAUCAAAUGAAAGACCUUCAUCUGAAGUCCCGGAACCUGUUCAAGCUGGAGCCCAACCUGUUAAUGGAGCUCAUUCAAAGAAAAGGAAAUUAUCUUACCUAGACAAAGUUAUGGUCAAUGAAAAUGCAGAGUACUUGGGUGACCAUCCACCUUACAAGGUUGGAAGAUGGGCCAGACACACAGCCACUCGAGUUGGAAAAAGAGACAACUAUGCAUGA
Messenger RNA from Oldenlandia corymbosa var. corymbosa, 2676 nucleotides. NCBI's taxonomy places the organism in Eukaryota, Viridiplantae, Streptophyta, Magnoliopsida, Gentianales, Rubiaceae. The record is from the annotation of a GenBank genome assembly.